Molecule: messenger RNA, 1339 nt
Organism: Annulohypoxylon maeteangense
Lineage: Eukaryota; Fungi; Ascomycota; Sordariomycetes; Xylariales; Hypoxylaceae
Product: NAD(P)-binding protein
Exons: 1
Coding region: 363-1307 (314 amino acids)
Source: RefSeq, a predicted model, not a curated record
CGAAGGUUAAGCUAAGGACCUAAAUGUUCGACACGGCAUCCUAUCUCUCCCCUUCUCCCUGGCUUGAGUUUGCCGAAAGGGGGCAGGGGAUGAUCGAACCGACCUCCCAGCCUCCUUCUCAAGGUAGAUAGGUAGGUACUGACUAGAUAGAGGUAAACUCUGAUAAGUCGUUUACGUAUGCGGACACGAGUAUCCCUUGAUAAAACGGGGCGGACUUAAUAUCCCCCAGCCCAAAUCCCAACAUGUUCCUGAUCUAGCCGCCGCUACUCCCACCACCACCAUCACCACGACGUUGCUAGCUUACCUGUACCUACUACCUAAGUACCUAUUCUCAACGAGUACACAUCCAAAACCCCAACACCAUGCCACCCAAAGCCCUCCUCAUCACAGGCGCUACGGGCCACCAAGGCGGCGCCGUAAUCCAAGCGCUCCUCACCCACGCCCCCAACGCCUUCACCAUCCUCGCCGUAACCCGCGACGCCAACAGCCCCAGCGCGCAGCGCCUCGCGCAGAAAUCGCCCUCGAUCAAGCUUGUGCAGGGGAACCUAGACGACGUCGGGGCCUUGUUCCGCUCGGCGCGGAAGACGCACCCGGAGCCCGUCUGGGGCGUGUACUCCGUGCAGAUCUCCAUCGGAACGGGGGUGACUCUCGCGGGGGAAAUCGCGCAGGGAAAAGCUCUGAUCGAUGAGUCAGUGAAGGAAGGGGUGAGACACUUUGUGUAUGGGAGUGUUGAGCGUGGCGGCGAUGAGAAGUCUUGGGAUAAUCCGACGCCGAUCCCGCAUUUUCAGUCCAAGUACCAUAUCGAGCGACACCUAAGGGAUGUCACUGGCCCGGGGAACGAAGGCGAGGGGAUGGGGUGGACGGUUUUGAGACCGGUUGCUUUUAUGGGUAAUUUGACGCCUGGGUUCCCGACGAAGGUGUUCAUGGCGGCGCUGAGGAAUCAUUUGGGGGAUAAGCCGCUGCAGUGGGUUGCGCCGUCGGAUAUUGGUGUUUUUGCUAUGAAGGCGUUUACGGAGCCGGAGACGUGGAAUCGGAGGGCAGUUGGGUUGGCGGGUGAUGAGUUGUCGUGGCAGGCGAUGAAUGAGGCGUUUGCUAAUGCGACGGGGGAGCCGGUUCCGGUUACGUAUUGGUUUUUUGGGAGUGUGUUGACGUAUUUAGCUAAGGAGUUGGCGUUGAUGAUCGGGUGGUUUGCGAGUGAUGGGUAUAAGGCGGAUGUUGCGGCUAGACGUAAGGAACAUCCUGAGAUGUUGACGAUGGAGAAGUGGUUAGUUAAGGAAAGUCAGUUUGAUACCACGCAUAAGUCGUGAGGGGGUGUUCUUGAUGGGAGAAGUGUAAUGGC